AUGUUCUUCUUAUUGAUUUAUCUAUUUAUACCGGUGAUAAUAACACACGGUGAUCAGCUAUCAAUAAAUUCUAUUCAGUCAGUAAUUAAUCCAGAUAUUGAAAUAAAAAAUUGUACAUUUGGUGAAAUAUGUAUUGGUGCUAUUAAUUCAAGUUCUCUACAUUUUUAUUCUGUUGAAUAUUCAUUUGAUCCUACGAUGGCUAUUCGUGUAAUAACGAAUAUGACAUAUAAAAUCGAACAAGAAGCUCCACUUGUAAUUGUUGUUCGACAAAUUCGUGGUGUUAUUUCAUGGACAUUACCAUAUACAUUUACUAAUGGUAUGAUUUAUUCAAGUGCUUCACGUAUACUUUGUUUACAAAAUGAAAUUAAUCGUACACAUCCACAUAUAAGUCGAGUAUUUAUUGAAAUAUCAACAUCAAAUAUUGAUUGGAUAGAUUAUUCAUUACAACUUGAAAAUAUAACUGAAUUUUUACUUGAAACCGGUGUUAGUCGACAAUUUUUUGUUUCACCAGCUAUGCCAAUUUAUUAUAAAUUUACUUUUCCACCAAAUAUUGAAAAUGUUUUUAUUGAUGUUCGUUCUACAGAUCAAUUAUGUACAGUUGUAUCUGUACAAUCAUUUGAUUGUCCUGUUUAUGAUGUUAGUGAAAUUGGUAUUAGACAAGGACAUUAUCAAACAAUGGCAUCAAUUGCUUCAUUUAAUGUUUAUGCUAGUGAAUUUCCAAAACGAAAUACAUUUCUAUUAGUUUUUCUUGUACAAUCAACAGAUGCUGAUUGUUUAAAUGAUCAAGAACAAACCAUAAUUCAACCAGCAGGUGUUGUUGAUGUUCAACGACAAAAAAAUGCUACAGUAACAUUACAUCCACCAGCUAAUUAUAAUUUUCUUUAUAUUGCAAUAUUUACAACAAUUGGAUUAUUUCUUUUAAUUUAUUUUGUUGCUUUUACAAUUAUGUGUAAACAUUCAGAUAUUUAUGAUCAUUUAGGACCUGAUCAAUUACCAUUAUUGGAAGCUAUAGCUGAACAAGAUAUUGCAGAACGACAGAAUAAUGAACGUAGUUAUCAAACGUUCGGAGGAGAGGAAAAUAUGAUAUCUACAAGUGAAAAUCAAGUUGAACAAUCUGGUCGUGCUAUUGAAGUUAUUGAAACAUCAAAUGUUGGUUUUGUUACUGUAAGUGAUUUAUGUGCUAAAGAUUAUGAUUAUUCGAAACAAAAAUUUCGUAUAUAUCCUCAAACAAUGUUAACAAUAGCAAUAUUUUAUUCUUUACCUGUUAUACAACUUGUUUUACAAUAUCAACUUAAUAUUGAUUCAUCGGGAAAUGAAGAUAUAUGUUAUUUUAAUUUUUUAUGUAUACGACAAUUUGCUAUGUUAACAGCAUUUAAUAGUGUUUUUUCGAAUAUUGGGUAUUGUGCAUUAGGUUUACUUUUCUUAAUAAUUGUUUAUCGAAGAGAUAUGGCUUAUGCACGAUUUCUUACAAGAUAUCCUGCUAUUGGAAAAGAAUAUGGUAUUCCACAACAUUUCGGUCUAUUUUAUGCAAUGGGUAUUGGUUUAUUUAUGGAAGGUCUUAUGAGUGGAUGUUAUCAUAUUUGUCCAUCAAAACAAAAUUUUCAAUUUGAUACAAGUUUUAUGUUUAUUAUAGCUGUUUUAAAUAUAAUUAAAAUAUAUCAAACAAGACAUCCAGAUAUAAAUCCACAUUCAGCCGGUUCAUUUUCGUUUUUAGCUGUUAUUAUUCUUAUUACAGUUAUUGGAGUUUAUUAUGAUGAACAAUGGUUUUGGAUAACAUAUGCUACUAUUCAUAUUUUAGCUUGUUUAGCAUUCACAGGAAAAAUUUAUUAUAUGGGAAGAUUAAAAGUUACUUUUCGUGUACAUGUAAGUUUUAAGAUCAUACUUAAUGCUUUUUAUUUUUGGUAUAAUCUACCAUGCGAAAGUCUUCGUUUUGGGAUAAGAAUAGAUAUCUAUCAUUAG
Rotaria sp. Silwood2 is the source of this 1959-nucleotide messenger RNA. The record is from the annotation of a GenBank genome assembly. Lineage: Eukaryota; Metazoa; Rotifera; Eurotatoria; Philodinida; Philodinidae.